Messenger RNA from Zygosaccharomyces rouxii, 2037 nucleotides. RefSeq names its product Ecm27p (gene ECM27). Gene Ontology annotation, molecular function: monoatomic cation transmembrane transporter activity. The transcript has a single exon. The coding region runs from base 1 to 2037 and encodes 678 amino acids. Gene Ontology annotation, biological process: transmembrane transport; monoatomic cation transport; intracellular calcium ion homeostasis. NCBI's taxonomy places the organism in Eukaryota, Fungi, Ascomycota, Saccharomycetes, Saccharomycetales, Saccharomycetaceae. The record is from RefSeq and is a predicted model, not a curated record. Gene Ontology annotation, cellular component: membrane.
AUGGACUGGGUACUCGCCGUAGCUCACCCCAAGCUUUUGUACGGCGAUGCAACUGUUUCCUGGACUUUCUUGGUACCCAGCUUCUUGCAUAUGGCUACAAGCUUUGUGCUAUUGGGGGUAUGCGCAUCUGAUUAUCUGUGUCCAAAUGUUGCGAGAUUAGCGGAUUCCAAUGGUCAUGGUACGGGAACUCUAAUGGCAGUACUUUUGUCUUGGUGCAAUUCAUCUCCUGAUCUCUUCUCGAAUUUUAUGAGUUGGGUUACGCCUACAAAUCAUGGAUCUAACGGUGGUUCUUCAAUGGCUGCUUCUCUGUCGAUAGGUGAAGUACUAGGUGCAUGCGGUAUCAUAUUAUGUGUGGUAAUUGGGUCUAUUUUCACAAUAAUGGCUUCUGUGAGUGUGGAACUGACAAAGGCUCAAAGGCACAGUUUUGUUAGAGAUCUAGGGUUUGCUUUUGUUGCCAUUGGGAUUUUAUGUUAUGUGUGCCUUCGAAACAGAAUCACCGUGUUAAACUGUUGCCUGAUGGUGAUGGUGUAUUUGGUGUAUUUGAUCUUCAAAUUUAAGUACAGAGUUUUGGAAAAUGCACUCUCUACAGAUGCUUUGGAACUAGAUACAAACCAUUCUUCUGAACAGGCAUUGAUCGAUGAAAAUACCCUUAGGAGUCAUAUUAAACCAAGUAUUAUAUCUGCAAUGGAUUUUAACAGUCUUUUAACCAUGCUAGAGAAUUCAAAGACUGGCAGCAAAGGUAGAACCGAAUUGGAGGAUUUAGCAAAUCCUCAAGGUGAUAGUCGGUUAUUUGUUCCUCAGAGACCCAACACAGAACCAACAAGAAGAGGUUCACAUAGUGACGAGCUUGCAGAUGUCUCUAACAUGUUAGCAGUGCCACAAUCUUCACCUGCAGCGUUUGGACCCUACCACGAUGAUCCUGAAAUAGCAAUUCAAGAAGAACUCGCUAUCCAAGAACCAGCAGCAACUAGUCGGCCGCCAAGAAAAGGUCAAUUCAAAAGGCUAAAGAGCGGGCUCUUUCGGCUUUUUUUACCACACUUGGUGGAUUUAAAUAAAAAAACUGUGGUUGAUGCAAUCCUCUCACUCUUAACUGCACCAUUUGUCAUUUUACUGCGUUUGUCAUGUCCUCAACCUUUUGAAAUAGCGGAAUUCGAUGAUUAUUCAGGCAAAUAUGUUAUCUCUACGAUGGACAUAACACUGUUAUUUAUACAAUCGGUGAUCUGCCCGCAUAUUUGUCUCAUUAUAUUAUCCUGUAUCAUGGAUCACAAAUUAUCCAUCAUUUAUUGGAUUUUGGCUAUGAUAUGUUCAGUCGGACUAACUACUCUAAUGCUACAGUUUUACAAGUCCUUAUUAUCACACAACAGGUUUUCUUUGUUAAGACCCACUUUAUGGGAACAAGAAAGUGCAUCAGAAAGCAGGAGGGUUGUUGAAAAAUCAGGCACUGUGAUUGCUAUCCUUUUCACCACAGUGGGAAUCAUUAACUCCAUAUUGUGGAUCUCUUUAAUUGCCAAUUCCGUAAUCGAAAUGAUGGAGCUUUAUCAAAGGAUUACCCACAUCUCACAAGCGAUACUGGGUCUCACCAUAUUUGCCUGGGGGAACUCCAUAAGCGAUAUAAUUUCAAACAUCGCUAUGUGCAGAUUGUAUCGUAAGUUACCACAGGGCGAGAGUUCUGACAGCGAUAAGGUGGCAACCAAAUUCUUUAUGAUAUCUUGCACUUCUUGUCUAGGAGGUGUCAUGCUAAAUUCCAUGGGUGGCAUUGGUAUCAGUGGAUUAGUUGCCCUGGUAUUCAUACUUGACGGUAAUGGGAAGUGGUGGUUCGAAAGGUCUGUAGAACUUCAUUCUAAUGGUGCCAUUGACUACAAAUUUAUUGUCUCAUGCAUUGCAUUGGUACUACAGAUAUUGCUUUUAGCACUAAUAUUUGGAAGUCCAUCUUCAACACACCAGUGGUUCAAAGAAAGGAUGAAACCAUUGGGUAUUACCAUGUGCUGUAUUUGGGGAGUUGCUACACUAUGCAAUAUUCUCUUAGAAUCAUUUUAG